AUGGAAGAAUACUGCGUAUAUCUUGAUGACCCAAAUCUGAACAAGCCAUUCUCACACAAAACAAACAAAGUGAACACAUGCAAGUACUCGCUGAUUUCAUUUGUCCCGCUUUGCACUCUGUUUCAAUUCAAACGUCUUGCCAACAUAUAUUUCCUGCUGACAGCUAUUGUGCAGUCAAUACCAAAUAUUUCUCCAAUUAGUCCAUUUACUGCAAUAGCGCCACUCUUAUUGGUGCUAAUUAUCGCAAUGAUAAAAGAAGCUAUUGAAGACUGAGUAACUUGGCUGUUAACAAAAAAAUUAAGAAUUAAUGAUUUUUCGUAUAAAAAUAUGGCAAAAAUUUGCUAUUUAAAGAUAAACAGAUUAUUAAUAUUACAAAAAAAUUUCGUUUAAAAUAGGAAAAUUAUGUUGUAAAGUCAAUUUUUAUAGGAAAAUUAUAGUAACUUUUAUAUAGAAACGCCGAAAAAAUGACCGACUGGUGAAUCACAGUAAGACUUCAAAGUGAAUUGACCAGGAUUGAGUAGAAGUCGAGUGAAAAGAUAUCACUCCCGGCGACAUCAUAAAAGUCCACGACUACGAAGAGUUUCCAGCUGAUUUGCUCAUCUUAACCUCAAGCAGCCAAAAGGGUGACUGCAAAAUCCAAACAGCAAAUCUCGACGGUGAACAAAAUUUAAAAACAAGGCAAGCCUUAACCGCCACAGUCGGGCUUUUUGAGACUGAAAAGCUUGUUACCCGUCAGGGCAGCAUAAAAAUCACUGUAAACCCACCUGACUACCGUCUUUCCACCUUUGCAGGGAAAAUUGAAAUAAAUGAUCAAAGCUAUUGACUCGACGCCAAGCAGCUUUUACUGAGAGGCUCAAACUUAAGGAACACCAGCUAUGUAAUUGGUCUUGUAGUCUACGCCGGGAUGAACACCAAAAUAAUGAUGAAUCAGCGACAUGCGCCUUUUAAAAGAAGCAAAUACGAAACUAUUAUGAACAACAUCGUCGUUAUUCAGCUCCUUAUACAGGUCGGACUGUGUGUUUUUGCCUGCAUUUCAGCGUCUUCAUUUGUGUCUGACCAUGAGGACGAAGACUACUUGUUCCAGGAUUAUGACACUUCUACAGGGAAAGUAAUAGUUUUGUCUUAUAUGAGCUAUUUUAUAUUGUUAAAUUCUCUGAUUCCGAUUUCUAUUAUUGUGACACUAGAGCUCGUCAAGUUCAUUGCAGCUUUUUUUAUACAGAUUGAUUUGAAAAUGUAUAGUGAGGAGCAAGACAGAUGUGCAAGGGUGUAUUCAUUGAAUAUUUUAGAAGAGCUAGGGAAUGUAGAUUAUGUGUUUUGUGAUAAAACUGGCACUUUGACUUCAAAUACAAUGGAGUUUAAAGGCUGUGCAAUUGGUGGGGCUGUAUAUGGUGAUUUUUCAGAUUCUCCGAAAAUUAUGACGAAAUUUGAAAUUAAUGAGGAAAUUAAGAGAAGUGAGAGUUUUUCGGUAAAUAAAGAAGAACACCUGGAUAGGUCUUUUAGCGUUUCCUAUACACCUAUAGGAAACCCUACUAGAGCAAUCAAAGGAAAUGACGUUUUGUGGAGCUUUGACGUGAGUGGGAUUAUAAGUGACCUAAAAAAAUCAGAUAGCAGCCAAUGUUUAGAAAUAAUCACAGAAACUGUUAGACUGACUAAUAUAUCUGAUUAUAUUGAUGAAUUUUUAACAGCACUACUAGUAUGCAAUGACGUGGUUUCUGAAUACAAAGAAGGCGACGAAAUCCAAUAUUUAGGCUCCAGUCCUGAUGAAGUCACAUUGGUAGAUGCCGCAAAAGAGAUUGGCUACGUCUUUUUAGAAAGAACUGCGGACUCUAUCUUGACGAAUUGCAAAGGGGAAAACAGGAUGUUUGAAAUUCUAGCGAUAAAUGAUUUUACUGCAGAAAGGAAAAGGAUGUCAGUCAUUGUAAGGCAUCCUAAAGAUUUUUCUAUAAGGUUGUAUAUAAAAGGAGCUGAUACUGUUAUUGAAGAAAGAUUGGACUACUCAGUCAACGAAAUCCCAUAUCUUGAUAAUACAAAAGCUGCAUUAAGCAAGUUUUGUAGAAAAGGAUUAAGGACGCUUUGUGUAGGUUUUAAAGUGAUUAAUGAAGAAGAUUUCCAAGAGUGGUUUGGGAAAUAUAAGACAGAAAAAUGCAGCUUUGGGGAAGCACAGGCACAGAACUUGGCAGCACUAGCAGAAGAAAUUGAACAGGAUAUUUUUUUGCUUGGUGCUACAGCUGUGGAGGAUAGGCUACAGAAAAGUGUCCCAAAAGCAAUCAAAGAGUUUACAGAUGCUAAUAUGAAGGUUUGGAUGUUGACUGGAGAUAAGGUGGAGACUGCUGAAAAUAUUGCAUAUGCUUGCAAUUUGCUGAACCAAAACUGGGCAACUUAUUAUAUUCUUAACCAAAAAGAAGAAGAUAUCGAAAAAUCCUUAGCCAAUAUCAAUAAAGAUAUUUCCCCCGGCCUAUUUCCUAGCUUUAAAACUCAACAAAACUCAAUUGCUUUAAUAAUAGAAGGCGACGCUUUAGCCACCUGUCUAAAACACCCUAACUUUUUCAGCCUCUGUCAAGCCAGCAAAUCUGUAAUCUGUUGCCGCUCAAACCCCAAGCAAAAAGCUGAAGUCGUGAAAUUCAUAAAAAUCCACCAGCCACAUGCAGUUACCCUAGCAAUUGGAGAUGGAGGAAACGACGUCUCCAUGAUCCAAGCCGCUCACAUAGGUAUAGGAAUUUUUGGCAAAGAAGGCCACCAAGCUGCAGACUGUAGCGAUUUCGCUAUUUGUGAAUUCCGACAUCUAAGGCAUCUUAUGUUUGUGCAUGGUAGGUGAAAUUUAAGGAGAAUAGGGUUUUACGUCCUUUAUUUUUUUUACAAAAAUAUUUCUUUCACAUUAGUACAGCUAUAUUUUGGCACUAGAAAUGGGUAUAGUGGACAAACAGUUUGGGAUGACUGAUAUUUAUUGCUAUUUAAUUCAGUUACCACAGCUGCUGGGAUUGUUAUGUACUCAUUGUGGGACCAAGAUGUAAAUUAUCGUAUAAAUCCUAGAAUCAAGAACUUUUGGCCUCAACUGUACUUGGAAACCAAGACUCAGCAGCCUCUAACUCUUGUAAAAUUCAUUAUUUGGCUACUAUAUGGUAUUUUUUGCAGCCUAGUUGUCUAUAUAAUCCCAAGCUGAAUUUACUAUAAACAAGCUAUGAAUGACUGAGGCGCAACUGAAGGUCACUGGGCUUUAAGUGUAUGCAUGUACACGUCAGUCGUCUGUAUAGUCAACUUUGUCCUCAUAAUUUAUAUGCAUUAUUGGACCUGGUUUCAGCAUUUUGUCAUAUGGGGUCUUGGCUUCAUCUUAUACUGCCCCACCUUUGUGUUUAUUUAUGACAAUGUUCCUGAUGCCUGGGUCUUCGCAAGCACAGCUGACUAUUUUUCAACCAUGAGCUUUUGGAGCGGGAUUAUUUUAUCGACUGGAAUUUGUGUUGUCCCUUUAUAUAUCGUCCAUUGCUAUAUGAAGCUUUAUCAUCCGACGUUGGCUGAUAAGCUGACUAAGAAUACUGAUAAAAUAGAGCCAAUUGAGGAAAACAAAAAAAAUGAAAAUGACGCCCUUAUUAUAGGGGUAGGAAAAAAUAGCCAAAGAUAAAUUACAGUCACUUUUAUAGGAAAAAUUAGUAUCUUUUACCGUUUGGAGUUUUUUUUUUAUGUCUACUGCUUAUUAUAGCACAGGAGUAUCCACAAGGCCACUUAAUAAUGGAGUUAAAGAGUAA
This is a messenger RNA of Blepharisma stoltei, 3740 nucleotides long. The record is from the annotation of a GenBank genome assembly. Lineage: Eukaryota; Ciliophora; Heterotrichea; Heterotrichida; Blepharismidae.